Molecule: messenger RNA, 2734 nt
Organism: Saccostrea cuccullata (small rock oyster)
Lineage: Eukaryota; Metazoa; Mollusca; Bivalvia; Ostreida; Ostreidae
Product: transient receptor potential cation channel subfamily V member 5-like
Exons: 2
Coding region: 1-2679 (892 amino acids)
Biological process (GO): calcium ion import across plasma membrane
Cellular component (GO): plasma membrane
Molecular function (GO): protein binding; calcium channel activity
Source: RefSeq, a predicted model, not a curated record
AUGGAACGUGUCAAGCACGUAAGAAGUCAUACUAAACGAAUGAUUAACAGUAAUGAAAGGGUCCCAUUUGUUGAAGGAUUAGGUAAAGAAAUUAUUAACGGUGAUUUGGAAAACGCGUAUGUGAUGCUCGAUACGCUGGAUAAAAUCGGGAACCUAAAAUGGCUACAGAUGUAUCAUAAUCCUAACCAUGAAGGUGAGACUCUCCUACACUUGGCGGUAAAAUACCAUGAUGAUGAAUCCUUUGUAAGAAAACUUUCAGAGUUAUGUCCCUCUUUGUUGCUCAUGGCAAGAGAAGCAUCUUUAGAGUUCUGUGGUCAAACAGCACUUCACAUGGCCAUUACCAAAGGAAAUAUUGAGGCUAUUAAAGUCAUGCUAGAAGUUGGACAGUUUAAGGACAUUCAAAUGGCCACGCUGUUGCACACGCGCGCAACUGGAUCUCGAUUUGUGAAUACUGUUAUGAUGGGACAGCUUCCUUUGACGGUUGCUGCUCUGAAAGGAAAUGCCGAUACUGUUGAUAUCUUACUGCAGUAUGGGGCUGAUAUUCUCAUUCAAAACGAGGAGGGUGAUACAGUGUUUCAUUCACUGAUAAAGUAUUCUGCGACCUAUCCAGAGAAGGUAGUGACAAUGCUGCACAUGCUUCGGUACCUCAAUCAAAAGAUAGAGGAGAGGGAUCGAGACAGAAGUACAUACGAUUAUUCUGGAACAGAAAUGUACCGAGAACCGCAUUCAUUCGUCUGGUUUUUGAAAAAUAACGACAACAUGUCCCCGCUACAACUUGCAGCAAAGCAUGGAGUAACGGAGCUCUUUGAAGAAAUUUUAAACAUCAAGGAUGUAUACUGUUUCAUCAGUGCAAACGAUGGGCUCUUCGAUGUCAAAGAAUAUGACGUCACAGAAAUAGAUACUGUCAGUAUUAUUCGGGCCUCAUCCCAUCGCCACCCUUCUUCAGUUUCACACAAAAAGUCAGUUCCACAACACAUUCACGGAAUAGCAAAAACUGUUGUACAUUCAAAUGAAACGCAAUGUGCACCUUUCGGAGGACAAUGCUGCUCUUACCCUGAGACAGAAUCCAUACUGGAAAUGCUUUUUCAAUUUGGUUACGAUAACAAAGACGCAUAUCGUAUCAUCGAACUUGCACCAGUGAAAAAUAUUAUAAAAAUGAAAUGGCAGAGUUACCAGUGGUUUUUCAUUUUAUGGAUGAUUUUUCAUUAUUCCUUCAUGAUCAUGUUAACAAUAUACAGCGUCUAUAAUGUUGAAUUGAGCAUCCCUACAGCAAAUACUGGCGGCGUCAAUUCAACAACUUAUUCAGAAAAUUUUGUGCAUGGAUUUCGAUGGGUUUCGUUUUCAGUUGGAAUUCUUUAUACUUUUAUUGCAAUCUGUUUGCUAAGCGCCAAGGUCCGCAAAAACAAUAUUCGUGGUUAUUUACUUCACAAUUUGGAAUAUAUUUUACCGAUGCUGAUACUAUCGGUAAUGAUGAUCGUGGAUGUCCUCUGGACAAUUACAGAACAGCAUGACAACAUACCUUUGAUAAUAGCAUUAGUAUGUGGCUGGUGGCUAAACAUAUUUUUCCUCUCACCAAUAAAGCACUUUAGUUUUUUCACAGAAAUGAUAAAGCGUGUAAUUAUUGGUGAUCUCUUCCGCUUUGGGCUGGUCAUAAUGUUUGGACUUUUUUCGUUUACUGCCGGAAUGUACAUGGUCUUUAGAGGAUCGGAAGAGACACAAAGCGAUUUUACAUCUUACGGAAGCACGAUGAUGGCGAUGUUUAAGCUUGGAAUCGGCAUAGAGGACAUAAGUGUUCUCUACUCAGCGCGUAUUCCUUGGGCUGCAAUCACAAUAUUUGCACUUUUUACCAUAUUUACAUAUCUGCUUAUGUUGAAUGCUUUAAUAGCCAUGAUGUCACAGACUUGCUCGCUCGUUUUAGAGGAACAAUUUCCACAAUGGCGUGUGCAACAGCUAUCAGUUAUUCUAUUUAUUGAGGACAUCAUAUGUCUCUGUUGCUUUCAAACUAUUCUGUCAUGUGCUGGUACUAAAAAGAGAAUCAGGGGUUCCGAUCCAAUAACAAAACAGAUCAAAUUCGAAGAUCGCUAUUUUCUCGAAAUUCACUCUCUUCAUAUGGAGUAUGCAACCACCGAAGAUAAAGUCUGGGCCAAAAAGAAAUCAAAUGAGAUGCAGACACUACACCCCCAACUCAAUUUAAACGAUUCAUUGAUGACCACAGACUGUCUUGACCAUCCCGUGAUAACAUCCAUCUCUCCAAUACGCCCUAAUGUAAGCGCCCAUGAGCCAAUCACGUCUUCUUUAGAAAAUGCUGGGUCUGACGUUUUUAAACCCUCCGUUCGGCGGAAGAAGUCAACAAAAGAAAAGAAGCGUAAACCGCUAGAAAAACUUGAUGAAAUGAACACCGAGGAAGAACAAGAAGAACAUGGACAAUAUCUCAGACAAGUGUCGCCGAAGUCGCCGGAAGUCCUCUCCGACAGAAGUCCGACCAGAAAACCAACUCCGAAAUCUCAGCGGAAAAGAUAUUUGUCUGAAAACGACAAAGAACUCCGAAGCCAAGGGGUUCAGCAUUCGCCUGUCAUAGAAAUAGAUCCUCCUGUUUAUCGUGUAAACCUCGCUAGGGUUCCACUGAAUGGACUGAAAGAACCAAAUCAAGUAGAGUAUGAAAUCAGAAACCUUACGUAGUUUAACCCUAUUUGGCCAAACCUUUGUCUGUGAUGCCAUUAUUUAAUAAUAUUUU